UAACUCGGAAAUAGCCACACGCCGACACCCCUCUCUCCCUCUCUUCAAAUAAAUAAACACCCCCAAACCCUAUUCUUAAUUUCUUAUCAAGUAAGUGGAGACUGGAGAGAAAGAGAAGAGAUGGGCGAACAAGUGGUUCUUCUGGGCACUCGUUACAGUGGUUUUGCGAUGAGGGCCAGAGUGGCUCUAUCAGAAAAGGGGGUCGACUAUGAAUUCAAGGAGGAAAAUUUGGGCAACAAAAGCCCCCUUCUGCUUCAGACAAACCCUAUCCACAAGAAAAUCCCUGUCCUCAUCCACAAUGGUAACCCCGUCUGCGAGUCUUUGAUUAUCGUCGAGUAUAUCGAUGAGGUCUGGAAGGAUAAGUCUCCGCCAUUGCUUCCCUCUGAUCCCUACCAGAGAGCCCACGCCAGGCUCUGGGCAGAUCUCGUCGAGAAGAAGGUGAGCGCUAGCGCGAUGAAAGUAUGGACGGGAAAAGAAGGGGAGAGGCAACCGGCAGUCGAAGAAUUUAUAGAUAACCUAAAGUUAUUCGAGCGGGAGUUAGGGGAAAAGCCAUAUUUUGGAGGAGAAAGCUUCGGGUUUGUGGAUGUGGCCUUGAUUCCUUUUUAUAGUUGGUUCGAGGCAUACGAGAUUCUUGGAAACUUUAAAAUUGAAGAGCAUUGCCCGACAUUGUUGGCGUGGGGCAAACGAUGCAUGGAGAAGGAGAGCGUCGCCAAAUCCUUGCCCAAUCCCAAGGAAGUCUACGACUUUGUUUUGGUACUUAGGAAGAGAUUCGGCUUUGAUUAGGCUCCUUAAUUUAGUGUAUGAACAUCGAUUGCGCGCGCUUGUUUGUAAUAAUGUUGAUGACUUUGUAACGUCUUUUGAUUUCGUGUAUGCUUUAAGCAAUUUGGUUAUUUUAUUUUAUUUUUUUCUUAUGA
Molecule: messenger RNA, 914 nt
Organism: Andrographis paniculata
Lineage: Eukaryota; Viridiplantae; Streptophyta; Magnoliopsida; Lamiales; Acanthaceae
Product: probable glutathione S-transferase
Exons: 2
Coding region: 121-783 (220 amino acids)
Biological process (GO): glutathione metabolic process
Cellular component (GO): cytoplasm
Molecular function (GO): glutathione transferase activity
Source: RefSeq, a predicted model, not a curated record